AUGGCAGUCCAAGGCCACUGCGAUUCUUCUUUUAACAACGUACGCGAAGUCUUCGCCGAGCAUUUGAGGACUGGCGCUGAAAUCGGAGCCUCAGUCUGCUUGUCAAUAAAUGGCGAAACUGUGAUCGAUCUCUGGGGCGGCUAUGCCUCGGCCGAGCGUACCCAGCCCUGGGCUCGCGAUACAAUUGCACCUGUGUGGUCAAUCAGUAAAACAAUCACAGCCCUUGCAACUCUGCUCCUCAUCGACCGCGGCCAACUGCACCCUGACGACCCUGUCGCCAAGUACUGGCCUGCCUUUGACACUCCGGAUAAACGCGGGGUCCUCGUCCGGCACUUUCUCAGCCAUACCUCAGCCCUUCCAGCGUGGGACCCGCCAAUCCAGGCAUCUGAGUUGUUCACAAACACUGCUCUUGCGACGGAGAAGCUCGUCGCCCAAGAGCCUUGGUGGGAGCCCGGCACCGCAUCGGGAUACCACCUCGUCUCUCAGGGCCUGUUACUCGGCGAGCUAGUGCACCGCAUCUCCGGAAAACCACUCCCGCAAUUUAUCGCCGACGAGCUGGCCGGUCCACUCAAUGCAGACUUCCACCUGGGCUUGCAGAACGAGAGCGAAUGGGGCCGCAUCGCCAUAAUGGAGCCUCCACCUCCAUUUCCGGCUGGAUUGCUUGACAAACCACCCAAACCAGACAACCCCAUGUACAUUUCCCUCCGUGCCAUGCGCGGCAUUCGCGGUCUCGACGGGCCCGCCAGCUCAACUCCUGAAUUCCGGCGUUGCGGAAUCGGCUCUAUGGGCGGUCUGUCGAACGCACGGGGUUUCAACAAGAUCCUGGAGAUCAUCACAAAUCGCGGCACAGUCAACGGGAAGCAAUUCCUCAAGCCUGAGACAGUCGAUCUGAUCUUCCAGACGCAGGCUGAAGGAAUCGAUCUCGUUCUCGGUACGCCAUUGAAAAUGGGCAUGGGCUUUGGUCUCUCGAAUGGCAGUCUCGACUGGGUCCCAACAGGAAAGAUAUGCUUCUGGGGAGGAUGGGGCGGCUCACUUGCGAUCAUGGAUCUGGAGAGGGGCAUGACAUUGACGUAUGCGAUGAACAAGAUGGAAAACGGGACGCUGGGGAAUUCGAAUGCGGAGGCUUACACAAGGGCUGUUUACGAGGUUAUUCGGAGACAGGGAAUUGGGAAGGCAAGUGAGAGUGCGAACACGAACGCAAAUCUGUAGGCCAGAGGCCCAGCAAUGUUGAACCUGAAAUCCUCCCUGCAGAGUGUGUGGAUAACGUACUUGGCGUUUUCUCUUCCUACCUCUCUUCCGAUUUGGUUACAGAAGUACUUUCCCUAUUAUAGCCAUGCCUUAUACAUAUUAUACGAAAGCACUUUCCUGUACAUCCUUCAAACACAGUUGAGUGCACUACGUCUCGUGGUCU
Molecule: messenger RNA, 1411 nt
Organism: Aspergillus nidulans FGSC A4
Lineage: Eukaryota; Fungi; Ascomycota; Eurotiomycetes; Eurotiales; Aspergillaceae
Product: serine hydrolase domain-containing protein
Exons: 1
Coding region: 1-1209 (402 amino acids)
Source: RefSeq, a predicted model, not a curated record